UCCAGGAGAGAAAGCCCUAAAAAAUGGAUCAAGAACAGUACUCGAAACCACUUCUCAAGUCUACUCUUACAAUCCCAAAAUCGAAACACAUAUUGGAGUUUGAUAUACAUGAUAUUUUUGCAGAAUUGAAGCUUCAGCUGAUGUUAGCUGGACCUUUUAUUGUGGUUAGUUUUCUUCAGUAUAGUUUUCUACUAACAUCGCUCAUGUUCAUAGGCCAUCUUGGAGAGCUCACCCUUUCUGGUGCGUCGUUGGCCACUUCGUUUGCCGGUGUCACCGGUUUCUGCUUCAUGAUGGGCAUUGGGGGUGCACUGGAAACAUUAUGUGGGCAAGCUUACGGUGCAAAACAGUAUCAAAUGCUUGGUGUACACAUGCAGAGAGCUAUGGUAGUACUAAUGCUAAUGGGCAUACCAAUUUCUAUCAUUUGGGCAUUCACAGGACAAAUGUUUACAAUAUUUGGACUGGAUUUGGAUAUCUCAAAAGAAGCUGGAAACUAUGCGCAUUGGCUGAUCCCAAGCAUCUUUCCAUACGGUUUACUUCAGUGCCAGAUCAGAUUCUUGCAGACUCAAAAUAACCUGAAACCAUUGAUGAUAAGCACGGGUUUUGCGAGCUUAUUUCAUGUUGGGUGUUGUUGGAUCUUGGUUUCAAAAUUUGGGUUUGGUAGUUCGGGUGCUGCUCUAUCAGUUGCCAUCUCGUACGGGGUUAAUGUGGUUAUUUUAUGUAUGUAUAUCAAGGUGUCACGUACGUGUGAAAGAACAUGGGUCGGGUUUUCUAAAGAGGGUGUUCGUGAUCUUGGGGGGUUUCUUGCUUUAGGCAUACCUUCGGCUCUCAUGGUCUGCCUGGAGCAUUGGACUUAUGAGUUUUUAGUUUUACUCUCUGGAUUUCUUCCAAAUCCAAAGCUAGAGACAUCGAUGAUGUCUAUCAGCCUAAGUACGAUUUCAUUGGCCUACAGAAUUCCCUUUGGCUUUGGGAACACAGUGAGCACAAGAGUUUCAAAUGAACUUGGGGCAGGAAAACACGAAUAUGCAAAAAUAGCAGUAUGGGUGGCCUUAUCACUAGUCAUCACAGAAGUACUAGUUAUUGGCCUGGUUCUAGUGGCAGCCCGUAGAGUUUGGGCAAAUUUGUACACGAAUGAAGCUGAAGUCGUUAGUUAUGUAUCAUUAGUUAUGCCGGUGCUAGCUAUAUCUAACGUCAUGGAUGGACUUCAAGGUGUAUUAUCAGGUGUUGUGAGAGGGUGCGGUUGGCAGAAAAUGGGCACGUUGGUAAAUCUAGGAGCUUACUACCUUGUCGGUCUUCCUAGUGCCGUCAUUUUAACAUUUGUUUACAAUCUAGGAGGCAAGGGUUUGUGGAUCGGGAUCAUUUGUGGGAGUGGGGUUCAUGCGUUGUCGCUUUUAGUAAUCACAACACGAACAAACUGGGUACUAGAAGCGAAAAAGGCGAUGAAUAGGGUGCAUUCUAGCACCAUUACGCUGACCACUGUGUCAUGA
Helianthus annuus (common sunflower) is the source of this 1484-nucleotide messenger RNA. Its product is annotated as protein DETOXIFICATION 16. Gene Ontology annotation, molecular function: xenobiotic transmembrane transporter activity; antiporter activity. Lineage: Eukaryota; Viridiplantae; Streptophyta; Magnoliopsida; Asterales; Asteraceae. The record is from RefSeq and is a predicted model, not a curated record. The coding region runs from base 24 to 1484 and encodes 486 amino acids. The transcript has 8 exons. Gene Ontology annotation, cellular component: membrane. Gene Ontology annotation, biological process: xenobiotic detoxification by transmembrane export across the plasma membrane.